This is a messenger RNA of Gongylonema pulchrum, 666 nucleotides long. The record is from the annotation of a GenBank genome assembly. NCBI's taxonomy places the organism in Eukaryota, Metazoa, Nematoda, Chromadorea, Rhabditida, Gongylonematidae.
AUGUUGAGCUGUUUUGCCCUACGGUCAUUUAUCGCUUCUCUGGCGCAGUCCCAGGGCACAGUCCUGACACAUGGCCGGCGCGCAGCACUGGCUCUGUAUCAACGCUCAGUACUGGUGCAGGGGCAGCGUGCAGCAGGAGGUGGGCCAGGUGCAGGUGAUGGCGACUCAUCCAGAUCCUACAUACCACGUCGUGCACUUCUCUAUGUACCGGCAAGCAGUUCAAGGAUGCUCAGUAAAGUGGCGCAAAUCAAGGCUGACUGUGUUGUGCUUGAACUAGAAGAUGGUGUUGCUCUCAGUGCAAAAGCAGAAGCCCGCCGUAAUGUGCGUGAAUAUCUGGAUGCGUUGCUGGAGAAGGGCCCGCAUCAAUGCUAUGAGCUCGGUGUGCGUAUCAAUUCGGUGGCCAGUGGCCUGCUAUGCGACGACAUCGGGGAGGUAGCUGGAGCGAAACAUCUCCCGGAUGCAUUCAUGGUGCCGAAAGUUGAUUCUGUGGAUGAUUUAGCGGUUAUAUAUGGCGCAUUUCGAGCGGCUUAUGGUGAUGAGCGUAUCAAAAACUCGGUGAAUUGUAGCUCUGAUUCGCAGCCGAACGACCACGAGCUGUGGUUGCUUUGUAUUGGCGAUAGUAUCCCACGCAUAGAUAGCCAAGUGCUGAAUAAAUCGUACUUGUAA